Molecule: messenger RNA, 2631 nt
Organism: Macrosiphum euphorbiae (potato aphid)
Lineage: Eukaryota; Metazoa; Arthropoda; Insecta; Hemiptera; Aphididae
Source: the annotation of a GenBank genome assembly
AUGGAAAACAAGGAGAGAUUUUCAUUGCUGCUAUUGGAACCUGGAGAGUACUAUUUUGAAGAUUACAUAGCUUCAUUAGCAGUCACUGAGAAUGAUACCUGGCUUAGUGGACGACUUAAAGUAUGUUCAUUAUCAUUAGUUUUUGAUCCAAAAGAUUAUCAUAAACCAAUUUUAAAAAUACCGUUUACACAAUGUGGAUCCAUUACUAAGAGUUCAGACAAAGAUUCAAAUAUAUUAAAUAUAAUAAGCAAACAGUACAUUGAAAUGUUAGAUCAUAAUGUAUUAGAACCUUACAAGUUCGUUAACGAACUAUCAUUAUUCAGAAUCUAUUUAAAAUAUGCUCGAGUGGAGAAUUGCUUAUCUCUUAUAUUACAACUACAUCGAGCUUCUUCUUUGCAAACUGCUGAACAUAGACAUAUGGCUGCAGCAAUAGCAUUUGGUAGACAAACACUUAUUACAUUUGAUCCAACAUGGUUAGAAUUGGGUGAAAAUAUAAUAAUAGAAGAAGUUGGCCAGAAAAUAACACCUCUUAGUAUAAAUUCUGGAAGAAUAGUAUUGACUAGUUUACAUGUGUAUUUCCAGCCUUUCAACAAUAAUGAGAUGACUUUAUACUUAAAAAUUAAAUUGUCAGAAAUAAAGCGAAUAAUUAAAAGAAGAUUUUUGCUACAACAAGUUGGUUUAGAAUUUGAAUAUGAACCCAAUAAACAACUGUACUUGACAUUUAAAAAUACUGAAAUACGAGAUAAUCUUUACGAUAAUUUAUUAAAUCAGUCAAAAGUGAAAGUGGAAAAACGCGAAAGAUGCAUCAUGACACUAAAAUGGCAAAAUGGCGCUUUGUCUAACUAUGAUUAUUUACUGUACUUAAACAGUUUGGCUGAUAGAACUGUUAACGAUCUGACACAGUAUCCUGUUUUUCCAUGGGUUGUAGCAGAUUACUCAUCACCCACCCUAGAUUUAACUAACUCAAAUACAUUCCGUGACCUUACCAAACCCAUUGGCGCCUUGAAUCCAGGAAGAUUAUUAAAACUCCAGGAUAGAUACAAUGAAAUGAAUGUACCUAAAUUCUUAUAUGGAUCUCAUUAUUCAACUCCUGGAUUUGUUUUGUUUUAUUUAGUACGUAAAUAUCCUCAAUACAUGUUGUGUUUGCAAAAUGGUAGAUUUGAUCAUCCAGACCGAAUGUUUAACAGUAUAUCAGAUGCCUGGAGAAAUGUGUUAAACAAUAUGUCAGACUUUAAAGAGCUAGUUCCAGAAUUUUAUGACACUGAUCAAUGCGGUGAUUUUUUAACUAACAAAUAUGCUAUUGAUUUUGGUACUAGACAUGAUGGUCGCAAAGUUGGUGAUGUUGAACUUCCUCAAUGGGCAAAUAGUCCUGUUGACUUCAUUUCUAAAUUGAGACAAGCUCUAGAAAGUGAUUAUGUGUCCAAUCAUUUACACCAUUGGAUAGAUCUUAUUUUUGGUUAUAAACAAAACGGACCAGAAGCAAUUAAAGCAAAUAAUGUGUUCUACUACUUAUGUUAUGAGGGAGCUGUUGAUUUAAACAAUGUUCGAGACUGGAAUCAAAGACAUGCCUUAGAGGUGCAAAUUAUGGAGUUUGGACAAAUACCAAAACAGAUAUUUGAAAAGCCACAUCCACCCAAAACAUGUUUAUUAAUUAAAGAUUUCCAAAAGUUUGGAAUUUUACCAAAUAUAGAACAAUACUGGAAUUGGAAGAAUUUGAGUGUAUUAAAAUUAUUCACUACGACUAUACAUAGAGAUACAGCUACAAGUGUCAAAUUUAGUGAAGACAUGCAAACAGUUUGGUCAGUUGGAUAUGAUGCUAUGCUUAAGGUUCAUUGCAUAUCAACUCAAAAACAAAUUAGAAGUGUUAUCGUACAGGGUUUUCCAGUUAAAUUUAAUGAUAUAAUUUUACCGUCAAAUUAUACAUCAACAGCACUGAUUGCUACCAUGCAUGGGUCUUUGAUUGUUUAUGAUAUUGACUGUUGUCGUAUUACUGAUGAUUUUAGAGCUCAUGAAGAUUCCAUAUCUUGUUUAGCAUGGUCUAAAAAUGGAUUCUUAAUAACUGGUUCUUUAGAUUGUACUGCUCGUAUUUGGAAGGCUCCACAAGCUCCUUGGACCAAAAUUGAGUUGAUAACUUCUCUUAAAGCUGAACUGGAACAUGAAAAUAAAGUUACAAGUUUAGCUCUUUCUGUGGAUAACAAAUUGUUGGCAACUGGAACUAAUGUAGGUGAAAUUUUUCUAUGGUCGUUUUUUGACUAUUCAUUUAUACAACAGUUACCAGGACAUGCAGACAGUGUAAAUAAAAUGUGUUUUAGUCGUGAUUGCUCAAAACUUCUUUCAUGUUCUGAUGAUUGCUGUUUCAAAGUGUUUGAUUCUGAUAGUGGAUUAGAACUUUACACUAAUACUCUUCAAUGCCCAUUAAAGACAUUAGCAUGGGAUGGAUAUCAUGUUUUUGUUGGUGGUGAAAACGGAAUCUUGUAUUUGUGGGACUUAGAAAAAUUUGAACUUAUUAACAAAAUUCAGACACAUCCUGGUGGUUUAUUAGAUAUGGAUGUUUCUAAUGACGGAAGUAUGAUUGCAACUGUUGGUAAAGAUCGGUUGGUUUAUGUAUGGAAAACAUCUUUUGAUAAUUAG